Salvia splendens (bonfire salvia) is the source of this 939-nucleotide messenger RNA. RefSeq lists its product as uncharacterized. NCBI's taxonomy places the organism in Eukaryota, Viridiplantae, Streptophyta, Magnoliopsida, Lamiales, Lamiaceae. Bases 36 to 659 code for a protein of 207 amino acids. The record is from RefSeq and is a predicted model, not a curated record. The transcript is spliced from 2 exons.
CGAAUCCUCCUAGGGACGAUAGUGACAUUGUCAUUAUGGAGAAUCUGCAAACACUCAAAGGAGUUGAGGAUUUGUUAUUGAAUGAGGAGGUGGUUAAAAGAAUUCCCAAUGUGAAGAAAUUGGAUUUAACAUACUACUAUUCGGAUGAAAACUGUCUAAGCUAUCUUCAAUGCUUCAGUAAAUUGGAAAACUUACGCUGCAGCAUCUCUUGUGACCUUUUGCGGAGGAUUAAGUUCCCCAACUCUCUCAAGAAGUUGUCUGUUAGCGCCAAUUAUGACAUGGAGUUAGAAGACAUAUUACCUAAAAUCGGUUCGUUGCCUCUUCUUGAGAAGCUCGUAUUAGAAAAUGGUGUCUUCCAAACAGGCAAGUGGGAAACAAUUGAAGGCCAGUUCCAGAAGCUCAAGUUUCUAAAGUUGUCGGAUUGUGAAGGUCUAGUAAAUUGGAUUGUGUCAGACAGCUCCCACUUUCCACUUCUCCAGAAGCUUAGUCUAGAUGUUUUAUCCGAACUUGAGGAAAUCCCAUCUGAAGUUGGAGAAAUAGCAACGCUGAAAUCGAUUUCAUUGUAUGAAUGCAGUGAAGCAGCUGUGACAUCAGCGAAAAAGAUAGUAGAAGAACAUGAGGAUCUAUAUGGAGAGCAAUUACACCUUCGUGUCGAGUAGAGAUAGCUUAGAAUGCAAAUUGGUAAACAUUGGACUGCAAAAGAGAGUUGUUUGCUUGCUCUCAUUGUGGAGCUGAGUGAGGCCAGAGCCGAGGGACAGAGAAUGGCCGGAGAUGGGUGGCGCGGUGGAGGGAGUCGACGGCGGCGGAGGGAGAUUCUUCCAUGGCUAUACACAAAUGUUUAUUUGAAUUUAACUUUUUGUUGUUUUAGUUAUGUUAGUGACAUGAUUUUGAAUUUAUUUUAUAAACGAAACUUUGUUAGAGACUAUUUUUUGUGGAGUA